AUGGGGAUCACGGUGCGUCUACGUGUGUCAUGUGACCUGGUGAUGGGGAUCGCGGUGCGUCUACUUGUGUCAUGUGACCUGGUGAUGGGGAUCGCGGUGUGUUUACGUGUGUCAUGUGACCUGGUGAUGGGGAUCGCGGUGCGUCUACUUGUGUCAUGUGACCUGGUGAUGGGGAUCGCGGUGUGUUUACGUGUGUCAUGUGACCUGGUGAUGGGGAUCGCGGAUGGCCGAGGAUUUGGCAUCGGGGAGCUGGUGUGGGGCAAGCUGCGCGGCUUCUCGUGGUGGCCCGGCCGAAUCGUUUCCUGGUGGAUGACGGGAAGAAGCCGAGCGGCGGAGGGGACCCGCUGGGUCAUGUGGUUCGGGGAUGGCAAGUUCUCUGUGGUGUGUGUGGAGAAACUGCUGCCGCUCAGCUCGUUCACCAACACGUUCCACCAGGCGACCUACAGCAAGCAGCCCAUGUACAGGAAGGCCAUCUAUGAGGUGCUACAGGUGGCCAGCACUCGAGCCGGGAAGGCUUUCCCAUCAUGCCCGGAGAAUGACGAGACGGACACCUCCAAAUCUAUAGAACUCCAGAACAAGCAGAUGAUUGAGUGGGCCCUUGGUGGCUUCCAGCCAUCCGGACCCAAGGGCCUGGAGCCCCCCGAAGAGGAACGCAACCCGUACAAAGAGGUUUACACAGAAAUGUGGGUGGAGCCGGAAGCUGCCGCAUACGUCGCCCCUCCCCCUCCCGCCAAGAAACCUCGCAAAAGCACAGUGGAGAAGCCGAAGGUGAAAGAGAUCAUCGAUGAGCGCACACGAGAGCGGUUGGUCUUUGAAGUCAGACAGAAGUGCCGACACAUUGAAGAUAUCUGCAUCUCCUGCGGCAGUCUGAACGUCACCCUGGAACACCCGCUAUUCAUGGGAGGGAUGUGCCAAAACUGCAAGAACUGCUUUCUGGAGUGCGCGUACCAGUAUGACGAUGACGGCUACCAGUCCUACUGCACCAUCUGCUGCGGCGGGCGGGAGGUGCUCAUGUGCGGGAACAAUAACUGCUGCAGGUGUUUCUGCGUGGAAUGCGUGGACCUGCUGGUGGGACCCGGCGCGGCUCAGGCGGAGCCGGCAAAGUUCUAUCCUCCGAUACCAGCUGAUAAGCGGAAGCCUAUCCGUGUACUUUCUUUGUUCGACGGCAUUGCUACAGGUCUAUUGGUGCUAAAGGAUCUGGGGAUCCAGGUAGACCGGUACAUCGCCUCCGAGGUGUGCGAAGACUCCAUCACAGUGGGCAUGGUGCGACAUCAGGGCAAGGUCAUGUACGUGGGAGACGUACGCAACAUCACCCGUAGGCAUAUUCAUGAAUGGGGUCCAUUUGAUUUAGUGAUUGGGGGAAGCCCGUGUAACGAUCUUUCCAUCGUGAAUCCAGCUCGGAAAGGUCUGUUCGAGGGCACCGGCCGCCUCUUCUUCGAGUUUUACCGCCUGCUGCACGAAGCGCGGCCGAAGGAAGGAGACAACCGGCCAUUCUUCUGGCUCUUCGAGAAUGUGGUGGCCAUGGGCAUUAGCGAUAAAAGGGACAUCUCCCGCUUCCUGGAGUCAAACCCGGUGAUGAUCGAUGCCAGGGAGGUGUCGGCCGCGCACCGGGCCCGUUACUUCUGGGGGAACCUUCCCGGCAUGAACAGACCUCUGGCCUCCACCGUGAAUGAUCGACUCAGUCUACAAGACUGCCUGGAGCACGGCAGGAUAGCAAAGUUUAGCAAAGUCCGAACCAUCACCACUAGGUCCAACUCCAUCAAGCAGGGCAAAGACCAACACUUCCCCGUCUUCAUGAACGAGAAGGAAGACAUUCUCUGGUGCACCGAGAUGGAACGGUGA
Molecule: messenger RNA, 1842 nt
Organism: Nanorana parkeri
Lineage: Eukaryota; Metazoa; Chordata; Amphibia; Anura; Dicroglossidae
Product: DNA (cytosine-5)-methyltransferase 3A-like
Exons: 16
Coding region: 1-1842 (613 amino acids)
Biological process (GO): negative regulation of DNA-templated transcription
Cellular component (GO): nucleus; cytoplasm
Molecular function (GO): methyltransferase activity
Source: RefSeq, a predicted model, not a curated record